Messenger RNA from Scleropages formosus (Asian bonytongue), 3029 nucleotides. RefSeq names its product potassium voltage-gated channel subfamily B member 2b (gene kcnb2b). Gene Ontology annotation, cellular component: neuronal cell body; dendrite; voltage-gated potassium channel complex. NCBI's taxonomy places the organism in Eukaryota, Metazoa, Chordata, Actinopteri, Osteoglossiformes, Osteoglossidae. Gene Ontology annotation, molecular function: delayed rectifier potassium channel activity; protein binding. The transcript is spliced from 3 exons. Gene Ontology annotation, biological process: action potential; protein homooligomerization; potassium ion transmembrane transport. The record is from RefSeq and is a predicted model, not a curated record. The coding region runs from base 394 to 2979 and encodes 861 amino acids.
CUGCAGACAACGCGUGGAGACGAGGGUCCGCGCGCAGAGCGGCGGUCUUUCGCAGGUUCUUUAUUUUGACACCAUACUUGGAUGUCUUUUAAUAAGCAUUCUGUUGUAUGUACAUGACAAUAUUUUGAUGAGCAACAUGAUGAGGAGAGCAGAGCCACUCCGCGACGCUUCCACACAGAGCGCGGACUGAGUCCUACUAGCCGCUCGGCACAGGGAGUCCCGAAGCCUUUCCGCUCCUCGUUUACUGUUCUCAAAAGAGCGGAUUUUAUGCGAAAGGUGGUUCGUUUCGACAAGCCAUGGAGGGACUUGUCUAAAGAGGAUCCAACAUAGUUUUUUUCCCCCUUUUUUCUUUAUUUUUCUUUCUGGCAAGCAACAUACAUUUACCCAUUCAUUAUGGCGGAGAAGCCAGGCUCUGGAUUGCCGAAAAGCAACCCCAGGCCUGCAGGCUCCCUCCCUCCGGAACCCAUCGAGAUCAUUCGGACCAAGGCCCGGUCCAGGAGAGUUCGCAUAAAUGUGGGCGGUCUGAACCACGAGGUCCUGUGGAGAACCCUGGACAGGCUGCCUCGCACCAGGCUGGGCAAGCUCCGCGACUGCAACACCCACGAGACCCUGAUGGAGGUCUGCGACGACUACAGCCUGAACGACAACGAGUACUUCUUCGACAGGCACCCUGGGGCGUUCACCUCCAUCCUCAACUUCUACCGGACGGGCAAGUUGCACAUGAUGGAGGAGAUGUGCGCCCUGUCCUUCGGCCAGGAGCUUGACUACUGGGGCAUCGACGAGAUCUACCUGGAGUCGUGCUGCCAGGCGCGCUACCACCAGAAGAAGGAGCAGAUGAACGAGGAGCUGAGGCGGGAGGCCGAGACGCUCAGGGAAAGAGAGGGCGAGGGGGAGUUUGAUAACACCUGUUGCCCAGACAAGAGGAAGAAGCUCUGGGACCUUCUGGAGAAACCCAGCUCCUCAGUGGCUGCUAAGGUUUUGGCCAUCAUAUCCAUCUUGUUCAUUAUCCUCUCUACAAUUGCACUGUCACUGAAUACCUUGCCUGAGCUCCAGGUGACAGACGAGUUUGGCCAGGCCAAUGACAAUCCUCAGCUGGCACACGUUGAAGCCGUGUGCAUUGCCUGGUUCACAAUGGAGUACGUGCUGCGCUUCCUGUCCUCCCCAAAUAAAUGGAAGUUCUUCAAAGGCCCACUCAAUGUCAUUGACUUAUUAGCCAUAUUGCCCUACUAUGUCACCAUUUUCCUGACAGAGUCCAACAAGAGUGUGCUACAGUUUCAGAAUGUGAGGCGGGUGGUCCAGAUCUUCCGAAUCAUGAGAAUACUUAGGAUUCUCAAGUUGGCAAGACAUUCCACAGGUCUUCAGUCUCUCGGGUUUACCCUUAGGCGGAGCUACAACGAACUCGGAUUACUAAUAUUGUUCUUAGCUAUGGGCAUCAUGAUCUUCUCGAGCUUAGUGUUCUUUGCCGAAAAAGAUGAAGAUGCCACAAAAUUCACAAGCAUUCCUGCUUCCUUCUGGUGGGCUACCAUCACUAUGACAACUGUAGGCUAUGGCGAUAUUUAUCCACAAACACUGCUGGGCAAAAUAGUUGGUGGACUUUGCUGCAUUGCAGGUGUGUUAGUCAUAGCCUUACCCAUACCCAUCAUUGUGAACAACUUCUCUGAGUUCUACAAGGAGCAGAAGCGACAGGAGAAAGCCAUCAAGAGACGAGAGGCCUUGGAAAGAGCCAAGAGGAAUGGAAGUAUUGUCUCUAUGAAUCUGAAAGACGCCUUUGCUCGUAGCAUGGAACUAAUGGAUGUUGUUGUGGACAAAAGUGAAGACAAGCGCUCCUUAGACAACCAUUUGUCACCAAGCAGAUGGGGUGCAUCCCAGCGAACCAUGUCUGAUGCAAGCAUCAAAUCCUUUGAUAAAAAGUCUCCGGAGACUGUCCAGCAGAGUUCACAAGACCGCGUCAGUAAUCCCGGUGCCAGCCCACAGCAUCUAAAUGCUCAGAAGCUGGAGGAGAUAUAUAACCAGAUGACAAAGUCACAGUCAUUCACUAAUCUCAAUGCAACAGCCGCACCACCAGCAGAGCCAGAGACGAAGCAGGAGGUGGAGUUAGAGAUGAAAGUCGUCCCUCCAGCCUCCAACCCCCCACCAAAGGAGAGACUAAUUACUGACAUCAGAAGCAUAUCAAGUGUUGACAGUUUUGCAAGCUGUACAACCGACAUUGCUGAAGGAGAGCAGGUUCAGGGGCGACAUCCAAGGGCCCCCCCAACUCUGGACCUUAGCCAUUUGGCCCCACUAGGCAGUAAGGCAGAUGAGGGUGAGAAAGAGGGCCAAGGAUACAUAUAUGAGUUUGUCUCCUUCAAUCCAGAAAGCGGCACCUUCUCUCCCAAGGAGGACCGUCAAAGCUUUUCCCACGAAGCUGAAAGCAUCAGAAGCCUCAUUACAAGCAACCACCCCACGAAGAUCAGGGGACUGAAAGUAAACUUCCUUGAAACCCCUGAUGAGACUCCACUCACACCUCCCAGCACCGUCAGAUCACCACUGCUGACAGAGCCUGAGCUGAUGACCUCAUCCCCGAAGCAAUUCAGCACCACCUUGCUGGAAGACAGUUUCCCUGAGGCAGAAGAACUAUUGCUUAGUCCUGACUCGGAAGCACUUGAUACUUUUCCAGAAGACGUAUCACUCCAGUCUACCCCAGGGGAGAAUGAUGACAAUACUACACAAGGGGAGGAGAAGCUGGCCUCAAAGGGGGUAGGACAAGGCUUCUUCCGGGAGAACCAUGAAGAAGACAACCGAAUGGAACAGGUAGGCCCAGCCCUCAGCCCAUCCUCCCCAAAGCCCACGGUGCAGAACUGCAUGCAGGGCGCUGCUGGGGAGGGGAAGCCUGACAGUAACCAAAGUGGACACAAAGUGGAGAACCACACAUUUACGCCAGAAAUCCACAUAAGGUCGGGGGAUGGCAGCUUGUCCCCUACGUGUGAAACCAGCAUGUGACUGAGGAAUGUGGGGAGGAGGCCUACAGAUCUACUGAAGGUCUGUUGAGA